AUGUCUGCUCUCCCCCGUGUGUCUGCUAACGCCAAGCCCUUGGGCAAGAUCGUCAUGGAGCUCCGCAAGGACGUUACCCCCAAGACCGCCGAGAACUUCCGUGCCCUGUGCACUGGCGAGAAGGGCUUUGGCUACAAGGGCAGCGUCUUCCACCGCGUGAUCCCUCAGUUCAUGCUCCAGGGCGGUGACUUCACCAACCACAACGGCACUGGUGGCAAGUCGAUCUAUGGCGAGAAGUUUGCUGACGAGAACUUUACCUCAAGCACACUGAGCCGGACUUUUUUCUUUAUCACCACUGUUGAUUGCCCGUGGCUUGAUGGCAAGCACGUCGUGUUUGGCAAGGUUACCGAGGGCCUUGAUGUUGUCAAGGCGAUUGAGGCCCUUGGCUCCCAGAGCGGCAGGCCUUCCCAGAAGGUUGUCAUUGACGACUGUGGCGAGGAGACCAACUAAAAAGUUUUUAAUAAAAAGGAUUGGUUCAACUCUUUAUUCGUGCAU
Kickxella alabastrina is the source of this 495-nucleotide messenger RNA. RefSeq names its product cyclophilin-like domain-containing protein. Gene Ontology annotation, molecular function: peptidyl-prolyl cis-trans isomerase activity. The coding region runs from base 1 to 450 and encodes 149 amino acids. The transcript is spliced from 3 exons. Gene Ontology annotation, biological process: protein peptidyl-prolyl isomerization; protein folding. The record is from RefSeq and is a predicted model, not a curated record. Lineage: Eukaryota; Fungi; Kickxellomycota; Kickxellomycetes; Kickxellales; Kickxellaceae.